Molecule: messenger RNA, 408 nt
Organism: Fusarium redolens
Lineage: Eukaryota; Fungi; Ascomycota; Sordariomycetes; Hypocreales; Nectriaceae
Exons: 1
Source: RefSeq, a predicted model, not a curated record
AUCUGCACCUGCACAGAAGCCCAAUGUGACUAUUGCACACGGCGAGUCAGGAAGAUGCACGAUCAUAUGCCGGUUCAUGGGAGGAAGGCCUCGGAGCAUACGAACGCUAUGCCUCUCUGGAAGUCAUGCAAACUCCAGAUAUACUUCACGGCCAAGGGUCUUAUCAACUACUUCGUGGUCGAAGAAGACCUAUCUCUGCCAACAACGGGAGGAGCGCUAGCAGGGUCGGGCCUGGCUACGACGCCCACGUCGCAGGAGGAGGGAAAGCUGUUCGAAGAGCUAAAGGCUGACAUCAUCCAGGCCUCACGCGACCUAGAUAAGGAUGCCGAGAUUGUGCAAGACGUCGAGGCGUCACGGGCUGAUCGGGUGCCCUGGCUUGUCUAUACCGGGUUCCCUACGCACCUAUAG